Molecule: messenger RNA, 1173 nt
Organism: Exophiala aquamarina CBS 119918
Lineage: Eukaryota; Fungi; Ascomycota; Eurotiomycetes; Chaetothyriales; Herpotrichiellaceae
Exons: 2
Coding region: 1-1173 (390 amino acids)
Biological process (GO): regulation of alternative mRNA splicing, via spliceosome; mRNA splicing, via spliceosome
Cellular component (GO): nucleoplasm
Molecular function (GO): mRNA binding; N6-methyladenosine-containing RNA reader activity
Source: RefSeq, a predicted model, not a curated record
AUGAGUCUGAGGGACUAUUUCUCAGAGGCUGCUCCGUACAAUGUACUCAGCGUUGCAUACAAUCCGGACGCCAAAUAUGCAUUCGUCAAUUUUACCUCGGAAGGUAGCCGCGCUGCUGCCAUCACUCAUGCGGCGACGAACAUGUUCGAAGGUCGACGUCUUGACUGCAGAAUUCGACAAGGUUCUAUGUCAAGAUCAACCAAAGUCCAUUAUGGGAUGAGCUAUCCUGGACGUGCAUCAUUCACAGUUUCUUCGCAGCAAAGUAACAGCGUUGAGCAACAGGCACAGGAGCUUCUCCAUUUUCCAGAGGUCUUGCAAGCCGAAUGGGGCAAAGACAAGUACUUUAUUCUCAAAAGCUUUUCCCUGGACGCUCUUUCGCGGAGCAUCGAGACUGGCCAAUGGUACAUUCCUAAGCGACACUGCACCCGGCUUAAUAUAGCCUUCAAGAGUGCUCGGAGAGUUUAUUUUGUCUUCUCCGUCAAUGGGUCUGGCACCUUUGCAGGCGUUGCACUCAUGAAAUCGGAAACCCUCCCGGAAACCAAGAAACUCACCCACCAGAACGACAUCCAUAGAUCCACAUCCACAGGGAGUGAAGGAUCAUUACAAUCCUCAAUGAUAUCCGAUCCGAGCUCACUGGAAGCUGGGAUGAGAAUUCCAACACUAGCAUCGGAUCGUUAUGCCCCCGGAACCAUAUGUUAUGAACCUGAAAGGCGCAGAAUAGUCUGGGAGGCCGUACAAGGCUCGGAUCAGGCCUCCGAAGAUGAUGACUCAAGCUUUAUCACAGACUCGCCCACCAAAACCUUCCCAAGUUCUCCGUGGGAAACUACAUUCGAAUCAAGAGAUAUCUUCGCUCAUAGGCCGAGAGAUAUGUCAUCAACAUCCCACAAAUCUCCUUUCAAGUCACCGUCAGUCAAAGCGUUGUGGGACCAUGAAAGCCAAAGUCCUGCAGCAGCAUCUAGUCAGAAGUUACAGUCCAAACUUGAGCAAUUCGGAAACCCUUGUCAAAUAGAAUGGCUAUCAACGACAGAAAUUCCAUUCGACGAGGUUAGAGGAAUCAAGAAUUCCUGGAACAGCAACAAAGAAGUUCAUGUUGCCAGGAACGUUACCGCAAUUGAAACACGAGCUGCUUCCUAUUUGCUGAAAUCUUGGGGCAUCAAUACUGAGGCUAGCUAG